Haliotis rubra (blacklip abalone) is the source of this 928-nucleotide messenger RNA. RefSeq lists its product as uncharacterized. The record is from RefSeq and is a predicted model, not a curated record. The transcript is spliced from 3 exons. The coding region runs from base 253 to 750 and encodes 165 amino acids. NCBI's taxonomy places the organism in Eukaryota, Metazoa, Mollusca, Gastropoda, Lepetellida, Haliotidae.
CCAGUCCAUGAGACACAAACGUCAACGUAGACACCGCAGUUGACGUCAAGGAGGAAGGAUGAAAGUGGUGUACAUGCUGGUCCUCCUUUCCCUCGGUAUCUUUCCAAAAGGAGCUUCUUAUAUCGUAUACCAAUUUGAGAGACUCGUUCCUCUGGAUAACUCCCGACUUGAGGAACUUGUAGGUAAAGUGAAAAGUCUGAGAAAUUAGAGGACUGUGUACGUAUCUGCGUGCGAGAUGAUGUCUGCGUUGCCAUGUCGUACAGUGGGACCAAGUGCUCCAUCUACAGAUCGUCUGUGUCAAGAUCCGGAACGUCAACAGGCACCAUUACAUUCUUGAAGCAUGGAGCCCUACCAACGCCUGACCCUUGCCCCGUGUCUGAAGGCUACACCUCUGUUCUAUCCCCCCGCAUGUGUUACAGACUUCACACGAAACGGAAGACAUCGCCACAGACUCACAACCUAUGUGAAAAAGAGGGCGGUAGACUGAUGAUCCUUAACACAGAUGAGAAAUAUGACCACAUGGCUGCUUACACCAAAAGGAUCGAUUCACGACCGUGGAUUGCACUGUUUGUGAAGGGGAAAAACAAUUAUGAAUGGUCAGACGGUUCAACGUACAUUCGAAGCGGGGCUAAAAGUCUGACGAAGUUCUACAUAGGCUAUGGCGCCUGUGGGUUCCUAUACAGAGGGGAAAUUCGAAGCCGAUACUGUAAGAAUGGGUAUGAGUACUUGUGUGAAAUACUCGUCGCCUGAGACAUGGAAACGGACAUUGACUGUGCUGUGCUCUGCUGUGCAGUGCGGAGCUGAAUUGAGCUGGACCUUGCUGUGUCGUGCUGUCUAAUGCAACACUAUGUCUUGUCGUAUUGUGUUGUGCUGUAAUCUGCAGUGCUGUGUCGGGUUAACUGACUUGAGCUGACUUGAACUGACUUGA